Molecule: messenger RNA, 2331 nt
Organism: Penicillium verrucosum
Lineage: Eukaryota; Fungi; Ascomycota; Eurotiomycetes; Eurotiales; Aspergillaceae
Exons: 2
Coding region: 1-2331 (776 amino acids)
Biological process (GO): regulation of DNA-templated transcription; DNA-templated transcription
Cellular component (GO): nucleus
Molecular function (GO): DNA-binding transcription factor activity, RNA polymerase II-specific; transcription cis-regulatory region binding; zinc ion binding
Source: RefSeq, a predicted model, not a curated record
AUGACGGUUUCUGGCAAGCCUGUGUGUGUGAAUAUGUCAGAGACCUCUUCCACACCUCAAGGCGAAUCAAGCAACUCCCAAGGAUCAGCCGCCCAGCAAUUAAAUAGAUCCUGCGAGUCUUGCCGAAGUCUCAAGGUCCGCUGUCUCCCCAGCCCAUCCACGCCUAAUCAAUGUCAGCGAUGCGCCAAGGGAAAGCGAUCAUGUGUCUUCGUGGCGCCGCAGAGACGGCGGCCCCGGAAACGGACAGAUUCGCGUGUCGCUCAGCUCGAGAAGGAGAUGCGGAUGAUGCGUUCGCUGUUGAAAAAUCGCAUCCCCGAAGAAGAAGAACCGGAUUCUAGCGAUGAAAGCGACGUGGACGAUGUCCAGGAUCAUGAUUCGGCCGAUGCCGAUUUUAAGAGCAGUCUCGUCUUGCGGGACCAUUCCGCUCACUCCUCUGAAGAUGUCCGUUAUAUGGAUUAUUCCCCUGAGUUAUUAAAUACCCCGCACCCCGGCGGGCAUGAUGGUGGCUUUUCAGCGCCGCCGACUUUCACCAGUAUGUCAGCUGGCUUUGUGUCCGAGCAGGAGAGGCUUCCUCCGGCGGACGACGUGAUCGAUCGGGGGAUUCUCUCCCUCGAAGAUGCGGAGCAAUUGGUGGCGUAUUUCAUUCACGAACUCGCAUUAUUCUUUCCAUUGGUCGUCUUGCCUUCGAACACCACGGCAGCUCAACUGCGACAAACAAAACCAAUCCUAUUUCUUUCUGUGAUUACCGCGACAUCCAUAUCCGUCGAUGCAGGCCUGGCAACCGUGCUGAACCGCGAGAUGGUCCGUCUCUAUUCAGAGCGGUUCUUCAUCGAAGGCGAAAAGUCACUAGAGUUAGUGCAAGCGCUGCUGCUAAUGAUCAUAUUUUAUCACCCGCCCGCUUCGCCAUUGAAGCUGCAGGUUUAUCAGUACACGCACAUCGCCUCGACGAUGGCACUAGAAAUUGGGUUAGCUAAUAAACGUCGUGUCUCGAAAAAGUCCGAUCGCCAGAGCAGCGGACAUGACGAGGUGCUGGCUGAGCAGGCGAGAGCAGUCCUCGGCUGCUACCAUCUUGGUUCGAGUGUUGCGAUGAAAACCCGUCGUCCAAAUCUGCUCCAGUUCAAUGACUGGAUGACCGAGUGUCUUAGCCAUUUAGAAAACUCGCCGUAUCGAACGGAUCAACAUGUGGCGAUAUGGUUCGAACUCCAACGAAUAACCGAUGAAGCAAUGUCUUCAUUCGGUCUGGAUGACACCAGUACCACAUCGCCCCUAACCGAAUCACGGGUCCAAGCCGUGCUUCGCUGGUUCGACAAGCGGCUCGAGACAUGGAAGAAGAACACCCCGUCAGAAAUGCUCACCAUCCCCAUGAUCCUCGAAUACCGCUCCACGGCACUAGCGAUGUACGAACUCGGUGUAGGAGAAGGCUAUCGCGACCCAAACGCAAUAAAGCGACAAUAUUACACACUGCCGACCCUCGAUGAACAAGGCAACGGCGGCAGCGAAUCACCGGACGGCCCACUCAGCGCAAUCCGCAUCGACAUCAACAUCAAAUGGAUGAACGCCGCACAUGAACUGCUGAACGCCGUGCUGACCUGCAGCACGAACACGAUACGUAAACUCCCGAAUCUCAUGUACACCCGGUUCGCGAUGGCCGUGACAUCCCUGCUGAAAAUCCAUUUCUCCGUGCGUACCGGUGCUCUCGGGGAAGUCGUCACGGCACAGGCCGUGAACGUGGCCUACUACCUCGAUGCCCUGGCGAGCAAGCUAAGCGAGGCCAGUGGCGGGGGUAAGUACCAUAUCCCCAGUCGGUGGUAUUAUGUCGUGGGCGUCAAGGGUCGGGAUUGGUAUGAGCGGUUGGAAAGGCGGCAGAGUGGAGGGAUAGAAGUUGGUUCUCGAGUUUUAUCGGGGAGUCCGUCGACCGGUACUGCAGAGUCGAUCUCGGGUCUAGCAUCACACCCUAGCCAAACCCAAACCCAAACCCAAGAUGCACACUUGGAUCAAGUUCCAUCAACGAUGGACUCAUUCCCCGUCGUUACCAUGGCUCCAAUGCCACCGGCAAUAGACAGCAUGCGUGAUGGGUACGUAGCGAUGGGUGGUGCCAACAUGUGGGCCAUGGAUGGUGGACAUAACCCGCAUUUCUACCCUAUGAGCACGGCAGGGUAUCAGCCUUCGGUGUCGCAUGCGCAGGCGACGUUGCCACCUCAGUACUCGUAUGGGCCGCAGAGGAUGCCGGUUAGUGCUGCUGGGCAGCAUAUGGCUAGGGCGGGCAUGGAGUUGGAUGGGUGGCUUCCUGAUGGGAGUAUUUUUGGGGUGCAGCCUUUGCCUGAGUUUUGA